AUGGAAUCGCCCAUCAACGAUCGCCAUUUUAGGUGCUUCUUCGGCUGGUUUCACGCUUUGGUAAUGAUUUCAUUCACAGAAAAUCCGAAAAAUUAAUUUAAAAAAUUUUCCUGCGUCAUUAAAAAGUUUUUAUUUUAUUUUGAUGAAGAUCGUUUCUCGUGUAGGCGUGCGGGUUAAUAAAUUCUCCAUAAGAUUAAAAUUCAUGAAGUCCAAAAAAUCAUAGAAAAAACAGCUUUUUAGCUUUUAAAAUAUUCAAAAACGGGUAGGAAGCUUCAGAGCUUCUAAAAUAUUCCAGUGGCAACUUUUUCUAGAAGAUUGAAGAAUCAAAAUUUCUUGGAGAGCUGUUUUUUGUUGAUUAUUUGACUGAAAAUGAUAACGUCAGAAGCCACUUAAGGGGCUACUUUGGCUGGUUUCACGCCUUGGUAAUCAAUUUUUGGAGGGCAAAAAGGAAUUUCAUCAAGAAGCUGUAUAGCUGAUUAACGGCCGCCUUGAACCAUCGAAAAAAGGGUCCUGACACGAUAAUGCACGAGAUAGCGCCUGGCUCGUGGAGAGCGCAGACAGGCCACGCCCCCUUAGCGUCCCAAGCUGGCCAGAAUCAGCUAUGUACGAUAAACUCUUCAUGAACCGUAAAACUCGAAAAUUCGAAUAAUUUGAGUGAAUAAUUUUUUAACGAUGGUAUAGUCUGUUCAGAUUUUGAAUGUCAAGUAGAAUGACGUCAUUCGAAAAGGCUCUGUGGAUGGCUCGCUCUCUGAUUGGUUUAUCGCGUCAUUAGGGGGCGGAGCUUCAGCGAGGACUUGACAUUUGAAAUCUGAACAGACUAUAAGAGAGUUAAAAUGUUAUUUUGGGUGAAGUUUAGAUAGGGACCGCAAAGCCACGCCCCUUUUCGCGAUAGAAAAAGUGGCUUUUUUUUGGUUUUCAACUUUCAUUUUGUUGUAGUUGCAAAAUAUGUGGAACUGGCGAAUAAAAUUUGACACACAUGUACAGAAAAAGCUUCCUCUUUCGUUUAAAAAAAUAUUUCACGCUUUUUUUGAUGCGUUCUCGCGGAAUGUCGUACAAAAAAACGUGAAUGGAACUAAAAAAAUUUUUGUCAUUUUUUUGCUUUUUUUCAUGUGUUUUUCAGGUCGAACGCACUCUUUCUUUUUAAAUAAUGAUUUUUGAUUCAAGUAACGAAAAUUUUAAAACAAUAAAAAUAAAAAAAUUCGUCUUUGCCAAAAAAAUUUUUAGGGAGCGCCGAAAGUCAUAAUUCAAAAUAUCGUUAAUAAGCGAAUAUAAUCAAGUUUUUGUUUUUUAAAAAUUUAGAUCAUGGCCUUACUUAAAUUUUUCUUCACAGUAUCUGUGCUUGAAAUAGUUGUUUAAUACGCAAAAAUGCUCUUGAAACUAGAGAAUAAAAUUAGCGGCGUUUAUCACACAGAAAGCGGCCGAACGCAGGUUUUUUAAACGAUUAUAUACAUUUAUUAGUGAAAAAUCUUUCAAUUAAAAGAAUAAAAUAAAAAAUUCGUCUUUGCCAAAAAAUUUACGGGGCCGUUUUAAGGCAGCGAUCGUUAAACGAGGAAAAAAGCACUAAAAAACAGUUUUUCGAAGUGAAUUUUCACGGAAAGUUUGAGUAAAGAUUUGCGAACAUAUUCUGAUAAAAAUAGCUGAAUUACUUCAAGUUUUUAUUUUUGAAAUAGGCAAUCUGUGCUAUCUAAACGGCUCAAGGGUAAGGCGGAUGGAAGCUCCCCUUGCUAGACCUAGCAGCUUGGCGCAGCGCGUGCGCUGCGAUUUUUUUCAUUUUGAGGUCGCGAGUUCGAUGCCCGCAAGCGUCAGUUUUUUUGUUUUCUGGAAAAUACCGACUUUUUUUCGGCAAACUAGCUGAUGAGCAUCAUUUUAGCACUCUAUUAUGAUUUGUUACAUCAUAAUAGACCAGUAUCAAAAACUUGUUCUAGAAGAAAAAAAUCGAGAAAAAAAUGUCAAAAAUGGAUAAUACCAAAAAUUUCAGUACUAAAAAAUGGUGCGCGGCGCGCCACAUUUUUCGUCAUAACUUUUUUUCAUCCUCAAUCUUUUUCGAAAAAAACUAAACGGUUCUGAGUUUUUGAAUCGAAACAGCUAUCAAACCAUACAAAGCUCAAUGCUGAAAAAAAUUUUUUGAAAAUUGGUCUGCGGUCCCUAAGUUUAGAUAAAAUCAAAAGUUUUCGCCUUCUUUUUUUGAUUUUUCUGUUCUUAAAAUCUUAUAAAAUUUCAAUUAUUUCCAGCUGACGAUCAAGAUAGUUCUGAGCUACUUCGUGGCGUUCAACAUCGGCCUGAGUUUCCUUCGACUGCCGACAUGUUCGAUCUACACGGCGCUGGUCGGCCUUUCAAUAUGCCUUCUGACCAUGUAUCCCAUCCUACGGCACAAUUCAGCGCUCCUCCUGCCCUUCUACUUAUACGUUGUGAGUUUUCAAAGUUUGAGCUUGAAAGAAGAUUGUUUUGAAAUUGAUUGGCGCUUUGAAAAAAUCCAAGUUUCACCUUUUUAAGCUCCGCGUCGGAACGGGGUUAGGGGUUAGGGUGGAUAAAAGCCCCUAUAAAAGAUAAAAAGGGGUCCCUAUAGGGUGAAACUAAGUGGCCCCUACAGGCCUUUCAAAUUAUUUUAUUACGAUUUGAAAAUUGAAAAGGUUCUUUUAACAAAAUUUUAUCGAUUAAUCCUCGGUUGACAUUUUUUUUCAUUCAGAAAACGGUAAUUUAUCGAUUUUUACGCAUGAAAGUGUUUUUUUCUGAAGGGAAUGAUAACAAUAAACGGUUAGAAUGUUCCCUAUAGGGACCACUUUUAAAAGCUUCAGUGCCUUCUAAAAGGAGAUGGUGGUCCCUAGAGGGUCCUUUAAGGUUGCCCCUAUAGAGCUCUGGUGUUCUUAAGAUUGUUUUUUUUUUUGCUUAAAAACAGAUGGAAAAAGAAGAAGCAUGUGAAAAGGGAUCUUAUGUAUGUAAAAUUGGGAAAAGAAGUUGGAAAAAUAAAAUUUAACGGCAGCUUUUUAUAUCUUCCAUUUAUUUAUUUUUUUGAAGUAAUUUUUUUCUGAUUAGUUUAUUUAUAUUCUAAGUUUCUCAUUUGAAUACUACUUAUUUCGGCCAAAACUCAACUUCAAAAAAAUAUUGAAUAUAUCUAACCAAAAACUAGGACGAAGUUUAAAAAAAUAAAAAAAUUAUCCAGAUCUUUACGAUCUUCUACCUACUUUUCAUGGGCGGCUACUUUUUUUCUUCGUCAACAUUUUCUACAAGGAACACGUUGCAGGUAGAAUUUCUAUCAUUUCUUUGAAUUUUCAAAAAAAUUUUUAGCGGCAUUUGGCGACAACUCGGAGACACUAUCGUUUGCAUGGCAUUUGGUGGACAUUUUGCUCAUUUUGCUGCAUUUUUGGACGUUGAGUGUGAUCAGCAAGUGCCGGCGUUACUUUGACUACUGCUCCGAGACUCAUCACAAGUGUGAGUUUUUUGAGAAAAUCUCAAGCUUGGGAGAUUUUUUUAAGGUGUUUUUAGGCUCAAUAUUCCAAGUUUUUACCCAAUUCAGUUUUUCAAAUCACUUUUACUGUAUAUCCAAUCUUAGAAAAAUUCCCAAAAAAACUGGAUAGAAAUUUCAAAAAAACUUUAAAAUACAGCAAUGAACGGCCGUUCAACGGACAGACCCUCAAACUACACUUUGCUCAAUGGUGAUUUCGAAAUGUUGUGAUUUUCACGUUGUUUCGUAAUUGUGUUCUGUUGUUUUUGUUGACGAACACGGUCGCACGCGCUAUGGCUCACUGCAAUGUCUCUUUUUGACUUGCGCCCGACUCAAAAACGACUUGCGCCCUAGGGCAUCCGAAAUAACGCUUCGAGCCAUUCCCCGUGCGGUCAACCAUUUUUUUCGACUAAUUUCUGAAUUUUCAGUAGAAAUACCAGUCCGCCGCGGGUCGCGCAACAAUUCAAAGCCGGAAAUUGUGUGA
Messenger RNA from Caenorhabditis auriculariae, 3926 nucleotides. The record is from the annotation of a GenBank genome assembly. NCBI's taxonomy places the organism in Eukaryota, Metazoa, Nematoda, Chromadorea, Rhabditida, Rhabditidae.